AUGAAUAAUAAUUAUUUUAAUAAUGAAGCUCCUCCUGAUAAUAUAAAUAAUCUGAGUUAUGAUGAAGGACUAGAACAGCAGUACAAUUUUACAGAUAAUGAAGAAGAGAUAUUUUCAUCUUUUUUUUCCGACAGUAAGAAAAACAUAUGCCUUCCAAAAAGUUUAAGAGAGCACAUGCUCAUUGAGUAUACAGCCAUGUUUGUUAACAUUGAAGGUGAUAUUGCUGAAUUUUAUUUAAAAUUAGAUAACGAUGUAUUAAUAAAAUUUCCGUUCUUACAUGUAGAUCAUCCGUUACAUAGAUAUUACGAAUUUGUUAAGUUAAAUGCGAAGAAAAGGUUGAUAACAAAAUAUCCUAAAAUUAUUCCCAGUCCUUUAAAAGACCUAUUUCAAUAUGUUACUGAUUUAGAAAAUACAAAAGAUAUCAAUAAUGAAAUUAAAAGCAAAAAAUUAAAAGAAAAACAAAUUGAACAUGUAAAAAAUAAAAAAGGAAAUAAACAAAUAUUAAUGAAGCAAAAAGACAACCAGUCUUAUUCUUCACUUUUUAUGAGAUAUAUGCAAUCUGAUGAUGAAAAGAGUAACUCAACAAUAGAAAAUGAUAAUAACGAAGAACAUAAUGAAGAUACACUUAGCAAUGAAAGU
Molecule: messenger RNA, 639 nt
Organism: Plasmodium reichenowi
Lineage: Eukaryota; Apicomplexa; Aconoidasida; Haemosporida; Plasmodiidae
Exons: 3
Biological process (GO): RNA processing
Molecular function (GO): RNA binding
Source: RefSeq, a predicted model, not a curated record